AUAUAAUACUUAGUACUGUACUUAUGUGUUAUGGCAGUAACAGUAACAGCAGCAGUAGUAAUGGUAUCAAUUGUCGGCUAUUUGGUUAUGGAUUUUAUAUGAAAUAUAUUAUAUUUAAUAUUAUUUUAUUUAUUUGAUUUAAUUUUCAUUGUUUUUAAUUAUACAUUGAUUGAUUAUUUUAUUUGAUAUAUACAACAUACAAGUAUUUUAAGUAUUAAAUAUAAUAAAAAUAGUUAAAAAUGUCAUCAGAUGAAGAGAAACCACCCGCACCGCCAGUUAGAUUAACAUCAAAUCGUACAAUUUUAAAUAGUUCAAAUAAUACAAGUAGUUUGGUUGGUUCUACAGAUACAAUUGAUAGGCCAUUACCUAAAGAACCAGAUGAUAUUGAACGUAGUAAAAAGAAAACAUUAAAAUCUAAAAUAAAAAGUAGUAAAAUGUCAUCUAUACAUCAUAAUUCAGAUAAUAAACCAAAUAUAUCAUAUCCAACAAACUUUGAACACACUGUACAUGUUGGAUUUGAUGCUGUUACUGGUGAAUUUACGGGGAUGCCAGAAGCAUGGGCACGUUUAUUAAUGCAAUCAAAUAUCAGCAAACAAGAACAAAAAUCAAAUCCACAAGCUGUCUUAGAUGUUUUAAAUUGGUACGAUGCAAGUAGCAAAGAACCAAUCACAUCUAAAUAUAUGACUAAAACGGUUCCACACACAACACAUUCUGGUUCAUCUAUUUCACGUGUAUCAAGCUCUUCACCAUCAAGUACAACACCAACAGAAGCUGAAUGUUUAAUACUAACAACAACAACACCAACACCAGCUCCAGCUGUAUCACCUACUAUUACUACUACAACAACUACAACAAAUAACUUGGUUGGUAUUGGUGGUAUAACAUCAUCCUCAUCAGCAACAACAUUAUUACAACAACAACAACAACAUCAUCAUCUGCAGUAUGAACAAGACGAUGAUGAACCUGCACCCCCACCGAUAGCAUCUAGACCCGAACGUACUAAAUCUAUUUAUACAAAACCAAUUGAUGAUAACAAUGUAACAUCAACCACAAACAGUAUUAUACAACAACAACAGAAUUAUCAUCAUCAUCACCAACAACAACAAUUAAUAACAUCAGCAUCAACAACAACAAUACCAUUAAUAACAACAUGUUCAACUGGUGGUGUUACAACAAUAUCACAACCUCAACAACAAACAGUGUUAGAUCGUAAUAAAAAUCAACAACAACAAGCAACUAGUGAUCAACAGCCACAACAACAACAAUCACGUAAUACAUCUGAUAAACAGCGUAAGAAGAAAAUGUCUGAUGAAGAGAUAUUAGAGAAAUUACGUACAAUUGUUAGUGUGGGUGAUCCAAAUCGUAAAUAUACGAAAAUGGAGAAAAUUGGACAAGGUGCUAGUGGUACAGUUUAUACGGCAAUAGAAACAUCUACGGGCAUGGAAGUAGCAAUAAAACAAAUGAAUUUAUCACAACAACCUAAAAAAGAAUUAAUAAUUAAUGAAAUAUUAGUGAUGAGAGAGAAUAAACAUUGUAAUGUUGUUAAUUAUUUAGAUUCGUAUUUAGUAUCAGAAGAAUUAUGGGUAGUUAUGGAAUAUUUACCGGGGGGUUCAUUAACAGAUGUUGUCACUGAAACGUGUAUGGAUGAAGGACAAAUAUCAGCUGUAUGUCGUGAAGUAUUGCAAGCGUUAGAAUUCUUACAUUCAAAUCAAGUGAUACAUCGUGAUAUUAAAUCAGAUAAUAUAUUAUUAGGAUUAGAUGGAUCAGUGAAAUUGACUGACUUUGGUUUUUGUGCACAAAUAAGCCCUGAACAAUCAAAAAGAACUACAAUGGUUGGUACUCCUUAUUGGAUGGCACCAGAAGUUGUAACUCGUAAACAGUAUGGACCUAAAGUGGAUGUAUGGUCAUUAGGAAUAAUGGCAAUUGAAAUGAUUGAAGGUGAACCCCCAUAUUUAAAUGAGAAUCCAUUACGUGCUUUAUAUUUAAUUGCAACAAAUGGCAAACCAGAUAUUAAAGAUAAAGAUAAAUUAUCACCAGCAUUUCAAGACUUUUUAGAUCAAUGUUUAGCUGUGGAUGUUGAUAAACGUUCAUCUGCUAGAGAUUUAUUAAAACAUCCAUUUUUAAAAUUAGCACGACCAUUAGCAAGUUUAACACCAUUAAUAAUGGCUGCCAAAGAAGCAGCCAAAAGUCACUAGCAUUUAUAUUUAUAUAUAUACAUAAUUAUAUUUUAUUUAUAUUAUA
Chrysoperla carnea is the source of this 2241-nucleotide messenger RNA. RefSeq names its product serine/threonine-protein kinase Pak (gene Pak). The transcript has 6 exons. NCBI's taxonomy places the organism in Eukaryota, Metazoa, Arthropoda, Insecta, Neuroptera, Chrysopidae. Bases 240 to 2195 code for a protein of 651 amino acids. Gene Ontology annotation, biological process: regulation of axonogenesis; regulation of MAPK cascade; protein phosphorylation. Gene Ontology annotation, cellular component: cytoplasm. Gene Ontology annotation, molecular function: protein serine/threonine kinase activity; ATP binding. The record is from RefSeq and is a predicted model, not a curated record.